AUGUCUGACACUUCUAAAAUCACGCUCGUCUCUAAUGACGGCUGCCACAUCGCCGUCGAUCGCCUGGUCGCUGAGAAAUCCAUGCUCAUCAAGAACAUGAUCGAGGAUCUCGGAGAUGCUGCCCUCGAUACCGAUGUCCCCAUCCCCAACGUCAACGAAGCCGUCCUUAAGAAGGUCAUUGAGUGGUGUGAGCAUCACAAGGGCGACGCCGCUGCUACCUCCGACGACGACUCCGAUUCUCGCAAGAAGACCACCGAUAUCGAGGAGUGGGACCAAAAAUUCAUGCAGGUCGACCAGGAGAUGCUGUUCGAGAUCAUCUUGGCUUCCAACUACCUUGACAUUAAGCCCCUCCUUGACGUUGGAUGUAAGACCGUCGCCAACAUGAUCAAGGGCAAGUCGCCAGAGGAGAUCCGCAAGACGUUCAACAUCACCAACGACUUCACACCCGAAGAGGAGGAGCAAAUCCGCCGCGAGAACGAGUGGGCUGAGGAUCGCUGA
This is a messenger RNA of Drepanopeziza brunnea f. sp. 'multigermtubi' MB_m1, 498 nucleotides long. RefSeq lists its product as uncharacterized. Gene Ontology annotation, biological process: SCF-dependent proteasomal ubiquitin-dependent protein catabolic process; mitotic cell cycle. Lineage: Eukaryota; Fungi; Ascomycota; Leotiomycetes; Helotiales; Drepanopezizaceae. Gene Ontology annotation, molecular function: cullin family protein binding. Gene Ontology annotation, cellular component: cytoplasm; nucleus. The record is from RefSeq and is a predicted model, not a curated record.